UCUCCAUGUAGACGAGAAUGCCAUCCUCCUCCUAGGCCUAGGCUAGGCUUGCCGUUCUUACCUACCUAUUUUUUUAAACUAAGCCAGGCCCUAGGCUAGCUCCCCCGCCAGUGUUUAGCCAGCGCCUCACAAAAAGUUGGAGGGCGCCUAGCUAAGAAGGGCAGAGCAAGGCCUAGUCUAGCGUAUCCCUUACUCAGUAGACUACAGAGUCCACCUCCUGGGCAGCGAGCCGAUGCAGCUGUGUCUUCUGCCUAGUUCUAAGUUAGGCUUAUUAUGACACAGUGUCAGUGGUAACUGGCUGGAUGCGAUUCUUCCCAGAAUCAAUUCAUGUUGAUGUUGAAUUCAAAGAACUGUCCCAUGAUCUUGGUGUAGAAUUACUUCAACCUGGUGCAUCUGAUGAUGAGGACUCUUCUACUACCUCAAAGAUAAAUUCACCAGCAAGUAGUCAUGUAAAUCUGUAUGAUAUGACAACGCCCUCUCCCGUCCGAGGAUUUCCAGUCCACAAGCAUACCGAUUAUUGCUGUAGUUGCCAGCAAGUCAAAGAACUGCAGCCUUCUAAGGAACCCUUCCAGUCACUGACCAAUGAAGUGAUUUUGUCAGUUUUUCAGUGGCUGCCAUUAUCAUCUCUCUUAAGUUGUGCCAGGGUGUGUAAAAGGUGGAAGAUGUUAGCAUAUGAUGACAGUUUAUGGAGGCAGAUUAAUCUAACCAGGUUCCAUUUUCCACCGGGAACUCUGGGUAAAGUACUAGAAAGAGGUUGUACUGCUGUGAAGCUUGCCCAGGCAAGUGUUAAUGGUCCGUUAGGGCAUAGUGAAUCACCAAAGAUACAAUCGCUGCGAAGAGGAACUCGUAAACGAAGACACUCUCAACAGGUAACUCCUUCACAACUUGCAAUAGAAUACCUAGACCUGUCCAUCUGUAAAAUAGACGAUGAUCUUUUAUACGAUUUGUUAACUCGCUGCCAUAAACUACGCAAACUAAGCCUGGAAAGUUGCCAGGUAAACAAGGAUGUUUUAUCAGCAAUCGGUAAUCUUUCUGUCAACACUUUGGAGGAUCUGAACCUGUGUAUGUGCACUGGCAUCACACAGAAUGCAAUUAAUCAACUCCUUGUUUGCUGUAAAAGUUUGAAUUCACUGAAUCUGGCCUGGUGUGACUUGAAAUCAGCAUCUUGUAUCAACUCAGUGGUCAGCUGGUCAUCUGACACAUUAAAGAACCUCAACAUAAGUGGCUAUCGGAAUCACAUGACUGAUGAUGAAGUGAAGCUUCUUGUACAGAAUUUUCCAAACUUAGUUGAUCUUGAUCUCAGCGAUUCCAGCAUCACCAAAGAUUCCGUGCACUUGAUUGCAAGCUUCCUAAAGAAACUAAGGCAUGUCUCACUCAGCCGUUGCUAUGGUAUUGAGCAGUAUUCACUUGUUAAACUUGGUUGUCUGAAGGAUCUACAAGCGAUAGAAGUGUUUGGUACAAUAAGCGAGGCAGCGCUGAAGUCCAUGAAUAUCCUUCUGCCUCACAUUCGCUUCAAUUCUUGCCCCUUCUCAGCAAUUGCACGUCCAACAACACGUACGGUACGCAAGAAUUACAUAUGGAAUGUAAAGUGCUGGGACUAAGCCAUACUUAAGUUGAUCAUAUUUAGAAAGACCAGUGUUGAUUGUAGAGGUAAUAACAUACAUCUCACAUCAAGAACAGUUUAUUGUUUAUUUUAUAAUUUUAAAAGUUUGAAUUGUUACAGUAUUAGGUACACCUCAUUUAAUUUUAAGUUCGGCAUUGGUGUUUAAUCUUUAAUAACUGAAUAUAUGCUCACAUGACUGCUCCCUGCUUAAACCAUGCCUUCAAAAUUGCCUUUAAAUCAAUGCUAAGGAACCAACUUGGGAACGAUGUGU
Molecule: messenger RNA, 1874 nt
Organism: Anneissia japonica
Lineage: Eukaryota; Metazoa; Echinodermata; Crinoidea; Comatulida; Comatulidae
Product: S-phase kinase-associated protein 2-like
Exons: 8
Coding region: 303-1601 (432 amino acids)
Biological process (GO): SCF-dependent proteasomal ubiquitin-dependent protein catabolic process
Cellular component (GO): SCF ubiquitin ligase complex
Molecular function (GO): protein binding
Source: RefSeq, a predicted model, not a curated record